AUGGCUUCAGGCGAGCCCCCAGCCAAGAGGCACAAAACCUCGAACCUUCCGGCGCCACUCCGCGAUGCGAAGCGCAAAGACAUCGACAACUGGGAGGCAAACCGGAUGCUAACUUCCGGCGUCGCCCAAAGACGCGAUUUUGAUGGCGACUUCAUGCCGGAAGACGAAGAGGGCACCCGUGUCCAUCUCCUCGUCCACGACCUCCGCCCGCCGUUCCUCGAUGGCCGCACGAUCUUCACGAAGCAGCUUGAGCCCAUCUCGGCUGUCCGGGACCCGCAGAGCGAUAUGGCCGUAUUCAGUCGGAAGGGAAGCAAGGUUGUGCGCGAUCGACGGCAGCAGCGGGAGCGGCAAAAGCAGGCGCAGGAGGCUACCACGGUUGCAGGUACUGCGCUGGGAAAUCUGAUGGGUGUUAAGGAGGAUGAAGGGGAUACGGCCGUUGCGAUGCCUGUGGAGGAUGUCUACAAGGGCGGGAACAAGUUUGCGCAACAUAUGAAGAAGCAGGAUGAGAGGGGGCAGAGCUCCUUCAGUAAGAGUAAGACUCUCCGCGAACAACGAGAAUACCUACCGGCGUUUGCCGUCCGAGAAGAUCUAUUACGGGUUAUCAGGGACAAUCAAGUUGUUGUGGUAGUUGGUGAGACGGGGUCUGGGAAGACGACACAACUUACACAAUUUCUACACGAAGAUGGCUACGCGAACUUUGGUAUGAUCGGAUGCACGCAGCCCCGUCGAGUAGCUGCAAUGAGUGUGGCCAAGCGCGUGAGUGAAGAGAUGGAAUGCGAUUUGGGAGACCUCGUUGGGUACGCGAUCCGAUUCGAAGACUGCACCGGGCCAAAUACAGUCAUUAAGUAUAUGACUGAUGGUGUUCUCCUCCGAGAGUCACUGGUUCAGACAGAUCUUGACAAAUACUCGUGUAUUAUCAUGGAUGAGGCGCACGAGCGCGCGCUUAAUACGGAUGUCUUGAUGGGUCUGCUGAAGAAGAUCUUAGCUCGACGGAGAGAUUUGAAGUUGAUUGUCACGUCAGCUACAAUGAACUCUGAGCGAUUCUCGAGAUUCUUCGGUGGCGCACCGGAGUUUAUCAUUCCUGGAAGAACUUUCCCUGUUGAUGUACAUUUCUCUCGGACCCCUUGCGAAGAUUAUGUGGACAGCGCUGUCAAGCAGGUCUUGGCAAUUCACGUUUCACAGGGGCCUGGGGAUAUCCUUGUUUUUAUGACCGGGCAAGAGGAUAUUGAAGCAACUUGCGAGCUAGUGGACGAAAGGCUGAAACUGCUAAACGACCCACCGAAACUCAGUAUAUUGCCCAUAUACAGUCAAAUGCCCGCGGAGCAGCAAGCAAAGAUCUUUGAACGCGCAGCUCCGGGAGUACGGAAGGUGAUCGUGGCCACCAACAUCGCGGAGACCAGUCUGACGGUGGACGGUAUCAUGUUCGUGGUAGAUGCGGGUUACUCCAAACUCAAGGUUUACAAUCCUAAGAUGGGCAUGGACACCCUUCAGAUCACUCCAAUUUCACAGGCCAAUGCGAAUCAACGGUCUGGAAGAGCCGGUCGGACAGGGCCUGGCAAAGCCUACCGUCUUUACACAGAAGUGGCGUACAAGAAUGAGCUAUAUCUGCAAACUAUCCCGGAGAUUCAGCGGACCAGCCUUUCGAAUACGGUACUUUUGCUCAAAUCACUCGGAGUGAAGGAUCUGCUCGACUUUGACUUUAUGGACCCUCCACCCCAAGAGACGAUAUCGACAUCCUUGUUCGAACUCUGGUCUCUUGGUGCACUUGACAAUCUGGGCGACCUUACACCCUUGGGGCGACGCAUGACCCCAUUCCCAAUGGACCCGCCACUAGCGAAGCUUAUCAUCACAGCUGCAGAACAGUACGGGUGUAGCGAGGAGAUGUUAACAAUUGUAUCGAUGCUAUCAGUUCCCAACGUCUUCUAUCGACCAAAAGAACGACAAGACGAAUCCGACGCCGCGCGCGAGAAGUUCUUCGUCCCCGAAUCCGACCACCUAACUCUUCUACACGUCUACACACAAUGGAAGUCUAACGGCUACUCAGACAGUUGGUGCAUCAAGCACUUCCUGCACGCCAAAACCCUCCGCCGAGCCAAGGAAGUCCGCGACCAGCUCAACGAUAUCAUGGUCGUGCAGAAGUUGCCCCUUGUCAGCUGCGGUACAGACUGGGAUGAGAUCCGCAAAUGUAUCUGCUCGGGUUUCUACCAUCAGGCUGCACGCGUCAAGGGUAUCGGCGAGUUUCUCAACCUUCGGACAUCAGUUAGCAUGGCGCUGCACCCCACCAGUGCGCUCUACGGCCUAGGCUACGUCCCGGAGUAUGUGGUAUACCACGAACUCAUCCUCACCAGCAAGGAGUACAUGUCCACUGUGACCGCUGUAGACCCUCAUUGGCUCGCCGAACUCGGCGGCGUCUUCUACUCCGUCAAAGAGAAAGGCUAUUCACACCGCGAACGCCGCGUCACGGAAUUCGAGUUCAACCGCCGCAUGGAAAUAGAGUCCCAGAUCGCCGCGGACCGCGAACGCGCGGCCGCGGAGAAGCAGCGCGAGAAGGAAAAGACCGAGUCCUCAAGACGCAGAAAUGAGGUCGAGGUUGGUGGCAAGUCAUCUGUUGUGCGAAGGCCUGCAGCCGCUGCGAGGAAGAUCGGUGGUGUUACGGCGUCAUCGGCGCUGAGGAGCAAUGGGUCCAGUACUCCUAAUGGAGGAGGCGGUGGUGGUGGUGGAAGUGUGGUCAAAAAGCCGCUGAUCAAGCGUAAAGGGGGCCGCGCAUUCUGA
Aspergillus calidoustus is the source of this 2772-nucleotide messenger RNA. The record is from the annotation of a GenBank genome assembly. NCBI's taxonomy places the organism in Eukaryota, Fungi, Ascomycota, Eurotiomycetes, Eurotiales, Aspergillaceae.